Messenger RNA from Ectocarpus siliculosus, 1294 nucleotides. The record is from the annotation of a GenBank genome assembly. Lineage: Eukaryota; Phaeophyceae; Ectocarpales; Ectocarpaceae.
AUGUCUCCGUUGGUCAUCAACGCCUUGGUGUCGGUGCUGUUCAAACCGGAUACAGAGGCCACCGGGGCGGCCGCCGCUGCACUGGAGCGGCGCAGUGAUUGGGAAUUCACUGAGGAGGAGGAAAGGGCCGUCACCAGCAGGGUGUGCGGCGUGGCAAGCCAUUUGACCGAGCUUCGUUUUAUGCUCGCCACUGCAGUGGAACGAACUCCGUCGAUCGCAAAGUACGGCAUGUUCUCGGACUAUGGCAUGAGCGAAAACGUAGAGAACGACCCCUUGGCUCAAAUGAACCAGGCCGAGUGUCUACUGGCGCUGUAUAUUUUGCACAAGGAGAAUGCUGGGGGCGCGGCGGUCGAUUUUUUGGACGCCGAAAGGCUGGAUGUUUUGGCAGGGCUAGACAAACUGGAGUCUACACAUGGUUUGUACUCUUCUUUGUACUGUUGAUUUAGGGUAUGAUGCUCUAGCAAUUUUUGUCUAUCGAGAUCGGAAUUUGGGGUCGAGGGUCGUGCAGUGUUAUUUUUGGCAGUAGGUCUAUCGGUAAAUACUGGAAAGGCCAGUCAGUUUGGUCGCCGCGAGGAAGGUGAACAAUUUUUGCGAUUCAUGGUCAGGAAAUAUUCAAUCAAAGAAAGACUACCCGUUCGAGAUAUAGCCACAGUCGAACGGGGUCUUUUAGCCUUGUGUGUAAUCUGGCGAUUUUGUUCUCUUCGGCGAUGUACGCUGCGUUGGUUUUAAAGGACCCGUUGUAUCGAAUUUCCCUUUGAUUGUUCGAGGUGCUCUUUUUGGAUACUGCUGUACUUUAUAGGUGCGUAAAAACAAUGUUACAUACCUACGUACUUUUUCAUAGAUUUUUGGAGAUGUUCGGGGGGUGGUGGUAGUCUGAUUCCUAUAAAGCAUACGGGCCCCGCGGAGGGGGGCCCUGUUUUCGUCGGGGUAACCUAUCCGCGAGCUAGGAUCCUCUCUUGUGAACCCCGAAGCCAUGGUCACACAAAACGGGUACGUGCGCACAACGAGAGAGCACCUACCCCGCUCAAAGUAUGCGUGAAACGUCACCACGAGUAACGUAGUUACGCACGAUGUUUCUCCAUUGUGAAUCUUGCGUAGAGUGGGCGGGCUCUAAACUCCAAGGAAAGCAAAUAGUCAAAAACCUACCGAUGUGGGAUGGAUUUUGACGGACAUACCAAGUUCGGUCUGUGAUCACGGGAGGCGUCUGCAUCAGUUGAAUCAGUACGGAUGCUGGAGGGUACUGGGCGGAGAUCGGAAAGAUCUUUAUUCUGAAAACAACAAUGCUGUGGUACUU